AGUUAUUGGUAGCUGGAGAAUCUCUGCCUAUCUCUUCGUUCUCAAAACUCUCCGAAGCCCUCUCCUGGAGCCCCGUGAUUCAGAAGUUUUCAGUGCCCCUUUCUCUGCCUUUUCUCUCUCAUUAGCCCACUGAAGUCUUCCAGUCCCAUGGUGGGAAUGGAGAAAGGAAUGUUCAGAUCGAGAUGGCCCAUGGCACCACCACGCUGGCUUUCAAGUUCCAGCAUGGAGUGGUUGUGGCGGUGGAUUCUCGUGCUUCUGCUGGGACUUACAUCGCCACCUCAAGGUGUAAUAAGGUGAUUGAGAUUAACCCUUACCUGCUUGGCACCAUGGCUGGCUCUGCGGCGGACUGUCAGUACUGGGAGCGUCUGCUGGCCAAGGAGUGCAGGCUGUACUAUCUGCGGAACGGGGAGCGUAUCUCAGUGUCGGCAGCCUCCAAACUGCUCUCCAACAUGGUGUUCCAGUACCGGGGCAUGGGCCUGUCCAUGGGCAGUAUGAUCUGCGGCUGGGAUAAGAAGGGUCCUGGACUCUACUAUGUGAAUUCAGAUGGGACUCGGCUCUCAGGAAAUAUGUUCUCCACUGGCAGUGGGAACACCUAUGCCUAUGGGGUCAUGGAUAGUGGCUACCGGCCCGAUCUGAGCCCUGAAGAGGCCUAUGAGCUUGGCCGCAGGGCUAUCGUUUACGCCACCCACCGAGACAGCUAUUCUGGAGGUGUUGUCAAUAUGUACCACAUGAAGGAAGACGGUUGGGUGAAAUUGGAAAGUACAGACGUCAGUGACCUGCUGCACCGGUACCGGGAGGCUAGUCAGUAAUGGCGGCGGCCAGACACGCCUUCUCUGGCAAAACGUGGCCGACUCAGGGACCAGGCCAGCUUACACCCCACAGGAAAGAGGGGCCUGACCUGAGCUCUGUGGAAGCGAACCAGCGGCCAGUGGGGGCAGGGUGGAUUUUACCCUAUUGGGUGUUCUCCGUUUCAAGGAUCAUUCCCCCUCCCCCAGCCUCUGGUUGCCCCACUAAACACAAUAAAGGAAAAUGGUUAUAA
Puma concolor (puma) is the source of this 1039-nucleotide messenger RNA. NCBI's taxonomy places the organism in Eukaryota, Metazoa, Chordata, Mammalia, Carnivora, Felidae. The record is from RefSeq and is a predicted model, not a curated record.